GUUCGGAAAGGUCUGUGCUGGGAAAUUGAGGCGGGAGAGAGAGAGGCCUAGAAGGAAGCUGUGCUCGCUGUUCGGAGGACCCAGAGGUAGAAGAAGAAGCUUCUCUCUCCCUUUCCUUCUGCCAACAUCUAAGGAGGAUCCCAGGUGCUCAGACAGAGGGGAGCCUCCAUUGAAUUCAUCUUCCAUAGAAGAAACUGCAGGAAAGAUGCCCAUGAAACAGGUAACCUUUGAAGAUGUGGCUGUGUAUUUCACAGAGGAGGAAUGGACUUUGCUGGAUGAGAACCAAAGAUCUUUGUAUUGGGAUGUCAUGAUGGACAACUAUGAAAAUGUAUCUUCGCUGGGAGACAUUGAGAAUCAUCAGAGAGUCCACGCAGGAGAGAAACCAUACAAAUGCCAGCAGUGUGGAAAAUAUUUUAAAGAUAAGUUAGUCUAUUCAAGACAUCAAAAAGUCCACACAGGAGAGAAACCAUACAAAUGCCAGCAGUGUGGAAAAUGUUUUGCUCGCAAGGCAACCCUUCAGAGACACCAGAGUCUCCACACAGGAGAGAAACCAUACGAAUGCCAGCAGUGUGGAAAAUGUUUUGUUCAAAAGUCAAGCCUUGUGAUACACCAGAGUCUCCACACAGGAGAGAAACCUUACAAAUGCCAGCACUGUGAGAAAUGUUUUGCUGACAAGUCACAGCUUGGGAGACACCAGAGAGUUCAUACUGGAGAGAAACCAUACAAAUGCCAGGAGUGUGGGAAAUGCUUUGCUCGAAAGUCAAACCUCUUGAUCCAUCAGAGAAGCCACACAGGAGAGAAACCAUACAGAUGCCAUCAGUGUGGAAAAUGUUUUGCUCAACAGUCAGUCCUUGGGAGACAUCAGAUUCUCCACACAGGAGAGAAACCAUAUGAGUGCCAGCAGUGUGGGAAAUGUUUUGCUCAAAAGCCACACCUUGUAAUACACCAGACUCUGCACACAGGAGAGAAACCAUAUGAAUGCCAUCAGUGUGGAAAAUGCUUUGCUCGAAAGUCAAACCUCUUGAUCCAUCAGAGCAUCCACACAGGAGAGAAACCAUACAGAUGCCCGGACUGUGGAAAAUGUUUAGCUAACAAAUCACACUUUGUGGUUCAUCAGAGAGUCCACACAGGAGAGAAACCAUACAGGUGCCAACAGUGUGGGAAAUGUUUUGCUCACAAGUCACACCUAAACAGACACCAGAGUGUCCACAAAGAACAGAAACCAUACAAAUGCCAGUAAUGUGGAAAAUGUUUUGUUUACAAGUCAGCCUUUGCAACACAUUAAAGAAACCAUACAGGACAGAAACCAUAGAAAUGCUAACUGUGUGGGAAAUUUUGGACUCAGAAAUCAUCCCUUUUGAAGCAUCAGAAUGUCUAUGCUGGCGAGAAAGUUGACAAAUGAAAUACUUUUUGUUUGCAAAGUCACUAUAUCUGGUUUGUAAAACUGUUAAAACCCCCUUUCAUGAUAUUUACCUUGAAAGGAUGUGAUAUUAAAGUAUCCAUUAAACUUC
Messenger RNA from Sceloporus undulatus (fence lizard), 1511 nucleotides. RefSeq names its product zinc finger protein 239-like. Gene Ontology annotation, biological process: regulation of DNA-templated transcription. Bases 206 to 1240 code for a protein of 344 amino acids. The transcript has 5 exons. The record is from RefSeq and is a predicted model, not a curated record. NCBI's taxonomy places the organism in Eukaryota, Metazoa, Chordata, Lepidosauria, Squamata, Phrynosomatidae.